AUGGCGCCCCUUGUGGCUGUUGCUUCCGCUUUCUCUGCCUCAAACUCACUUGACUCCAAGAAAUUCUCGGGUUCGCUUCCUAUCUCAUUUUUAUCUCCCGUUAUGCUUUGCUGGAUUGCCCUUGUGGAUUUGAUUAUGAUUCCAAUUGCUGUUCCUUUUUCUGUCAUUUCUAGUUAUAGUCUGUCUUUUGGGGAGGAAAGCUGGCAUAUUGUAGUCAGAUCUGAUGCGAGUUUGAACUUCAGUGCCGGAGCUCGUAAGGCUGAACGCUUGAUUCCAAAAGCAGUUGCAACUAAAGGAGAUAGUUCUGCGGCUUCUACUUCAUCGAAACCUGGACAUGAACUUCUCCUUUUUGAGGCCUUACGUGAAGGUUUGGAAGAAGAAAUGGAAAGGGAUCCCACUGUAUGCGUCAUGGGUGAAGAUGUAGGUCACUAUGGAGGAUCUUACAAGGUGACUAAAGAUCUGGCCAAAAAGUUUGGUGACCUCAGGGUUCUGGACACCCCUAUUGCUGAGAACUCCUUCACUGGGAUGGGUAUUGGGGCUGCCAUGACUGGUCUGAGGCCAGUUGUUGAGGGCAUGAACAUGGGAUUUCUGCUUCUCGCAUUUAACCAGAUCUCCAACAAUUGCGGCAUGCUCCAUUACACUUCUGGAGGUCAGUUUAAAAUACCAAUUGUUAUCCGUGGACCUGGUGGAGUUGGGCGGCAAUUAGGGGCAGAACACUCCCAGAGACUGGAGUCAUAUUUUCAGUCAAUCCCUGGAAUACAGAUGGUGGCUUGCUCAACCCCUUACAAUGCCAAGGGCUUGAUGAAAGCUGCAAUUCGUAGUGAGAAUCCUGUGAUACUAUUUGAGCAUGUCCUGCUUUAUAACCUCAAGGAGAGAAUUCCAGAUGAAGAGUAUGUAUUGUCGCUUGAAGAAGCUGAGAUGGUUAGGCCUGGAGAGCAUGUAACCAUAUUGACCUAUUCCAGGAUGAGGUAUCAUGUAAUGCAGGCUGCCAAGACAUUGGUGAACAAGGGGUAUGACCCUGAAGUAAUUGAUAUCAGGUCUUUGAAACCAUUUGAUCUCUACAGAAUUGGGAAUUCAAUCAAGAAGACGCACCAUGUGCUAAUUGUUGAAGAAUGCAUGAGGACAGGUGGAAUUGGUUCUAGUUUGACAGCUGCCAUCAACGAAAAUUUCCAUGAUUAUUUGGAUGCUCCUGUUGUAUGUUUAUCCUCUCAGGAUGUGCCAACCCCAUAUGCUGGGACAUUGGAGGAAUGGACUGUAGUUCAACCUGCACAGAUUGUGACGGCAGUUGAGAAGCUCUGCGAGUAAUUGCUUCAAUUAUAUGAGCAAUUAGGGUGUGGUUCUGGUAAAGCUUUUCUUGUUGACUAAGCUAGAACUUUCAUUAUAUUUUUCCUUUCUUUUUCCUUUGUUCUUUUUUUUUUUUGGGGGGGGGGGGGAACUCAUUAUGAUUUUAGUUUAUUAUGGGAGUUUCAUUUAGUUCUUCUGCAUCACUGAUAUAUAGUUUGUAAGAACUUUGGUAAGCACAAUAUUUUGUGGUUGCCUUUAAUCCUUGUUAUUUAUUUGCAAAUGCGCCUAUGUAUAUGGUACUGCGUGUAUUUGAGUGCUUUUGCAUUCAAUUCAAAGAUUUACGCAAGUAUGGGGAUUGCACAGUAAAUUAUUUAA
Prosopis cineraria is the source of this 1659-nucleotide messenger RNA. RefSeq names its product pyruvate dehydrogenase E1 component subunit beta-3, chloroplastic-like. Gene Ontology annotation, biological process: pyruvate decarboxylation to acetyl-CoA. The record is from RefSeq and is a predicted model, not a curated record. Gene Ontology annotation, molecular function: pyruvate dehydrogenase (acetyl-transferring) activity. NCBI's taxonomy places the organism in Eukaryota, Viridiplantae, Streptophyta, Magnoliopsida, Fabales, Fabaceae.